UUUGCUGUAAACGUCGUGCGGGAUUUCUAGCUGUCUGCAAGAGCAUGGCCAACAAACAGCCUCCUUUUCUACACCUGGCAGAACUCACAUCCUCGCAGUUCCUGGAUAUUUGGAAGCACUUUGACUCCGACGGCAAUGGGUACAUCGAAGGGAAAGAGCUGGAGAGCUUUUUCACAGAGUUGGAGAAGGCGAGGAGAGGAGCAGGAGUGGGAGGCCCAAGCUCCGAUGUUUCAGAAAAAAUGAAAGAGUUCAUGCAGAAAUUCGACAAGAAUGCUGACGGGAGAAUUGAACUGUCAGAGCUGGCUCAGAUUCUACCCACAGAGGAGAACUUCCUGCUGUGUUUUAGACAAUUUGUCAGCUCCAGCUCUGAGUUUAUGGAGGCUUGGAGGAGGUAUGACACGGACCGCAGUGGGUAUAUCGAAGCCAAUGAACUCAAGGCUUUCUUGUCAGACUUGUUAAAGAAGGCCAACAGGCACUACGAUGAUCAGAAGCUGCAUGAGUACACACAGACAAUACUUAAAAUGUUUGAUACCAAUGGAGAUGGGAAGCUGGGACUGUCUGAAAUGGCCAGGUUAUUACCAGUCCAGGAAAACUUCCUUCUCAAAUUCCAGGGAGUGAAAUUAAAUGCAGAACAGUUCAACGCAAUAUUCACAUACUACGACAAGGAUGGCAACGGCUACAUCGAUGAGCAGGAGCUGGACGCACUGCUUAAAGACCUCUAUGAGAAGAACAAGAAAGACAUGGACAUCCACAACCUGACUGGCUACAGGCAGACCAUCAUGGCCCUGUCGGAUGGAGGGAAGCUGUACCGCAAAGAGCUGGAGCUCGUGCUGUGCCGAGAAGCCAUUCUGUGAAGACCCCCCCCCCCCACUGGCCCAAACCCUGCCCCCUGACUCCACCACUCCUGUGUACUUUAAACAAACACCAGGUGCAUGUGCUGGGCUCUACCUAUCAUCGAUGCAGAGCGAUUGUGUGCUUGAAGCACCAAGACCACUACAAAGUCUCCCCUUGCCACCUCCCCUCGCCCCCCUCCCUGCUGAAUCUCAGUGACGCAGAUACGCUCUGAAGCGUCUCCUUUUUUAACUAGUAAUAAUGAAUAACAAGGCUUAUUAUUUAAAUGCUUGGUUUGACCUUUAUUGCCUACGUCCUAUAUAUACCCUCUGCUCUGCUCUCUAAUGUAUCACUGUUAACUUAUUUAUUUAUUAGUCUGAUUGAGACAAAUACUGUUAUCAGAGGAUGUCACCGGAAACAACAAUAAAAGAUAUCUGAUGAACAAACUGCCGGUCUUUCUUUUCUUCCAGCGCCUCCACUGAGACAGAGUGCUAUAGAGUACUGAGAACAUUGUGCUGUUUUAACA
Molecule: messenger RNA, 1357 nt
Organism: Polyodon spathula (Mississippi paddlefish)
Lineage: Eukaryota; Metazoa; Chordata; Actinopteri; Acipenseriformes; Polyodontidae
Product: calretinin-like
Exons: 11
Coding region: 45-854 (269 amino acids)
Biological process (GO): regulation of presynaptic cytosolic calcium ion concentration; regulation of long-term synaptic potentiation
Cellular component (GO): dendrite; synapse; nucleus
Molecular function (GO): calcium ion binding
Source: RefSeq, a predicted model, not a curated record